Molecule: messenger RNA, 2707 nt
Organism: Enhydra lutris kenyoni (northern sea otter)
Lineage: Eukaryota; Metazoa; Chordata; Mammalia; Carnivora; Mustelidae
Gene: PUS7L
Product: pseudouridylate synthase 7 like
Exons: 9
Coding region: 66-2162 (698 amino acids)
Biological process (GO): pseudouridine synthesis
Cellular component (GO): nucleus
Molecular function (GO): pseudouridine synthase activity; RNA binding
Source: RefSeq, a predicted model, not a curated record
UUUGGAGAACAGAUAGAGUCCAGAAUCUUAGCGGUCUCUGGAAGCCAGGGCAUUGUUAUUUAAGAAUGGAAGAGGAUACAGAUUUUAGGAUCAGGUUUAGUUCCUUGCGUUUCAUUACUGAUCAUGUUGGAUUUCAUGGCACUAUAAAAAGUUCACCAAGUGACUUUGUUGUUAUAGAGAUUGAUGAACAGGGACAGUUAGUUAAUAAGGCCACCAAUGAGCUGAUUAGUAAAGUACAACCUGAGCCAAAUAAUUUUGCCAAAAAGACAAAACUUGAUUUUCAAAAUUUAUCCUUUAAAGAGGGAAGGAACCAAGAAGUCAGUACUUUCACUGGGUGCUCUGAUGAUGACCACAAUGAUCAGUCUCCUUCAGAAAAGGAAGAUACUAUCAGUGAUGGAACUUCCAAAAGUGAAGAAGGAAAAGUUGACGUUUUAGGCAACUUGUUAGAUGAAAAAACUAAUGAAUUACUGAAUCACUUUGCCUGCGAUAUAAAAGAGAAGUGGAAUUCUAAAACUGAGCUAAUUGGAUCAUCUCCUGAAUUCUCAUUGGGCAGAAUCCUUGACAAAAACCAGAGGGCUAUUUUGCAUAGUGCUAUUAGGCAGAAAUUCCCCUUUUUAAUAACUGUUGGUAAAAACAGUGAGAUUGUUGUAAAACCGAAUCUUGAGUUUAAGGAACUCUGUCACUUGGUAUCUGAAGAAGAAGCAUCGGACUUCUUUAAAUAUUUGGAUGCAAAGAAAGAAAAUUCCAAAUUUACCUUUAAACCUGAUACAAACAAAGACCACAGAAAAGCAGUCCAUCAUUUUGUCAACAAAAAGUUUGGAAACCUUGUAGAAACCAAAUCUUUCCCCGAAGUUAGUUAUAAUGCCGGUAAUCCAAAUGUAGUGAUUACAGUAAGAUUUCGGGAAAAAACACACAAGCACAGGAAAAGGUCUCUUUUUGAAUGCCGGGAUCAGAAAGUUAUAUACACAGCCUUUACCCUACGGAAAGAAAAUCUGGAAAUGUUUGAAGCACUUGGAUUUUUAGCUAUCAAACUUGGUGUGAUUCCUUCAGAUUUUAGUUAUGCAGGCCUAAAAGACAAGAAAGCCAUCACCUAUCAAGCAAUGGUUGUUAGAAAAGUGACUCCAGAAAGGUUGAAAAAUAUUGAAAAAGAAAUUGAAAAGAAAAGAAUGAAUGUGUUUAAUAUUCGAUCUGUAGAUGAUUCCCUUAGACUCGGUCAGCUCAAAGGAAAUCACUUUGAUAUUAUCAUCAGAAAUUUAAGAAGCCAAAUAAAUGACUCUGCAAACCUGAGAGAAAGAAUUUUGGAGGCAAUAGAAAAUGUUAAGAAUAAAGGAUUUGUAAAUUACUACGGGCCGCAGAGAUUUGGGAUGGGAAGGAAAGUUCACACCGACCAGAUUGGACUGGCUUUGCUGAAGAGUAAAAUGGUGGAGGCUAUAAAAUUAUUUCUUACACCAGAAGAUCUGGAUGAUCCUGUAAAUAGAGCAAAGAAAUAUUUUCUUCAAACUGAGGAUGCUAAAGGUACACUUUCCUUGAUGCCUGAAUUCAAAUUUCGGGAGAGAGCACUGUUGGAGUCGUUGCAUCGCUUUGGCAUGACCGAGGAGGGUUGUAUCCAGGCAUGGUUUUCUUUUCCCCACUCAAUGCGCAUAUUCUACGUUCAUGCAUAUAGCAGCAAAAUUUGGAAUGAGGCAGCAUCUUACAGACUUGCAACCUAUGGAUCAAGAGUAGUAGAGGGUGAUUUGGUCUGUUUGGAUGAAGAUAUUGAUGAACAUUUCCCAAAUAGUAAAGUUCAUCUAGUAACUGAGGAAGAGGAAUCAGCUGACAUGUAUGCAAUCCAUCAGGUGGUUCUUCCAGUGCUUGGAUAUAAUAUUCAGUACCCGAAGAACAAAGUUGGGCAGUGGUACCAGGAAAUACUUAGCAGAGAUGGACUACAGACAUGUAGGUUUAAAGUACCGACUCUGAAACUCAAUGUUCCGGGAUGCUAUAGACAGAUACUGAAACAUCCCCAUAAUGUCUCAUACCAACUAAUGGAAGAACAUGAUACUGAUGUCAAAACUGAAGGUUCUCACAUUGAUGAAGCAAGUUUAUCUCUUUUGAUCUCUUUUGAUCUUGACGCUUCAUGUUAUGCAACAGUCUGUCUGAGGGAGAUAAUGAAGCAUGACUUUUAGAACCACUACCCUUGAUAUAACCAUAUAUAUGUCACUCUUUAAAAGGAAGGAAGCUAAAAUUUCCUGUGCACCUUCCAUGUGCUAGGAGCCUUAUAAUUUUUAUCUCCUGUGAUUACAAAACAUCCUGCUGGAAGUAGGAGUUUGGUGCUGAUGUUCUAGAGGACUUAUAGCUAGUAAGCAGCAGGAUCUGGAUUUAAGACCCUAAAGCCCAUGUUCUUUCUAUUAUCUAAUAUAUCAGUGAUGUUUAUUCUGUGCUAUAAAAUUUAUAAUCUUUCUUGACUAUUCAAAACAAAUAAUAUGGCAAGAUAACAUGGAGGAAAAAAAACAUGUUUGAAGUAAUGUUUAUAUCCCCUAGCUCCUUGCUUAGAAUGUAGAUGAAACUAGAUUGUAAUAUGGUUGGAGAGAAAGAGAAAUGAAGCAUUUUGUUAAUUAUUAUCAUCAUUCUUUUCUGUUUUUGAAAUUAUUGAUCAGAAUAACACAUUAGGGAAAUAUAAUCCCUAUGUUUAUGAUAGCUACCCCAGGGUAGCUUACCCCUUUAUGAGAUA